AGAUUCUUAGUUAAUCCUAAAUUAAAUAAUAUAGACAUUCGCACAUUCAUUUUAUGGCCUUUUGCCUAUAAAUAUCUACAACACUACAUGCACUAGGUAAAAACACAAAUUUCUAUUUUCCCAUAUAAACAUAUAUCCCAUCAUGAUGUUUCUAUUUUCAAACCUUCAAUCCUUGAAGCUGCUAUCCUUUUGGAUGCUUCUUUCAGCAAGUGCAUUCACAACUACUUUAUCAGAAACUUCACAAGCAAGUGCUUUGUUGAAGUGGAAAGCAAGUCUUGACAACCAUAGCCAAACUUUGCUAUCUUCAUGGAGUGGCAAUAAUUCAUGCAACUGGCUUGGAAUUUCUUGUAAAGAAGAUUCCAUUUCUGUCUCUAAGGUAAAUCUCACAAAUAUGGGAUUGAAAGGUACGCUUGAAAGUCUUAACUUCUCAUCACUUCCAAAUAUCCAAACCCUAAACAUAAGUCACAAUUCCUUAAAUGGAAGUAUUCCUUCCCAUAUUGGAAUGUUGUCCAAACUUACUCAUCUUGAUCUUAGUGACAAUCUUUUCUCAGGAACAAUUCCAUAUGAAAUAACACAUUUGAUUAGUCUUCAAACUUUAUAUUUGGAUACUAAUGUUUUCAGUGGUUCCAUUCCUGAAGAAAUAGGUGAAUUAAGAAAUCUUAGAGAACUUAGUAUCUCAUAUGCAAAUCUCACAGGGACUAUCCCAACUUCCAUUGGGAAUCUGACCUUGUUGUCACAUUUGUAUUUAGGAGGAAACAACCUUUAUGGUGACAUUCCAAACGAACUUUGGAAUUUGAACAACUUAACCUUUUUAAGAGUUGAAUUAAAUAAAUUCAAUGGGUCUGUUUUAGCUCAAGAAAUUGUGAAGUUGCAUAAGAUAGAGACUCUUGAUCUUGGUGGUAAUAGUCUUUCCAUUAAUGGUCCUAUCCUCCAAGAAAUUUUGAAGUUGGGAAAUUUAAAAUACCUUUCUUUUUUUCAAUGCAAUGUCAGAGGGUCUAUUCCAUUUUCUAUAGGAAAGUUGGCCAACUUGUCAUAUUUAAAUUUAGCACACAACCCUAUUUCUGGCCACCUUCCUAUGGAAAUUGGAAAGUUAAGGAAGCUAGAAUAUCUAUAUAUUUUUGACAAUAACUUAUCUGGUAGUAUUCCUGUGGAAAUUGGGGAAUUGGUGAAAAUGAAAGAGUUAAGGUUUAAUGACAAUAAUCUUUCUGGUUCGAUUCCUCGUGAAAUUGGAAUGUUGAGAAAUGUUGUUCAAAUGGAUUUGAACAAUAACUCUCUCUCAGGUGAAAUCCCGCCGACAAUUGGAAACUUAAGUAAUAUACAACAACUUUCAUUUUCUCUGAACAAUCUCAAUGGGAAACUACCAAUGGGAAUGAAUAUGCUUUUGAGUUUGGAAAAUCUGCAAAUAUUUGAUAAUGACUUCAUUGGUCAGCUGCCUCAUAACAUUUGCAUUGGUGGGAAUUUGAAAUUUUUGGGUGCUCUAAAUAACCACUUCACCGGCCGAGUUCCUAAGAGUUUGAAGAAUUGCUCUAGCAUUAUAAGACUUAGACUUGACCAAAACCAACUUACUGGAAAUAUAACACAAGAUUUUAGUGUUUAUCCAAAUUUGAAUUACAUAGACUUAAGUGAAAACAAUUUUUACGGACACCUUUCAUCGAAUUGGGGAAAGUGUCAAAACCUAACAAGCUUCAUAAUUUCCCAUAAUAAUAUAUCAGGUCAUAUACCACCAGAAAUAGGAAGGGCAUCCAAUUUGGGUAUACUUGACUUAUCUUCAAACCAUCUCACAGGGAAAAUUCCGAAGGAGUUAAGCAACUUGUCUUUGUCCAAACUUUUGAUAAGCAACAACCAUCUCUCCGGAAACAUUCCUGUCGAAAUAUCAUCCUUAGAUGAGCUUGAGAUCUUAGACCUUGCAGAAAAUGAUCUAAGUGGCUUCAUCACAAAACAACUUGCAAAUUUGCCUAAGGUAUGGAACUUAAAUUUGAGCCAUAACAAAUUGAUAGGAAAUAUUCCUGUUGAAUUGGGACAAUUUAAAAUCCUUCAAAGCCUUGAUCUGAGUGGAAAUUUUUUAAAUGGAACAAUACCAUCAAUGCUUACACAGUUGAAAUACUUGGAAACAUUGAAUAUCUCACAUAAUAAUCUUUCUGGAUUUAUUCCCUCUAGCUUCGAUCAGAUGUUCAGUUUAACGUCUGUUGAUAUAUCAUAUAACCAAUUGGAAGGUCCACUCCCCAACAUCCGAGCUUUCAGUAGCGCUACCAUUGAAGUGUUGAGAAAUAAUAAUGGCUUGUGUGGUAAUAUCUCUGGCUUGGAGCCUUGCUUAACACCGAGAAGUAAAUCGCCUGAUCGUAAGAUUAAAAAAGUACUAUUGAUAGUUUUACCUCUUGUACUAGGAACUCUAAUGCUAGCAACUUGUUUCAAAUUCUUAUAUCAUCUCUACCAUACAUCAACCAUAGGAGAAAACCAGGUAGGAGGGAACAUUAUUGUACCUCAAAAUGUUUUUACAAUAUGGAAUUUCGAUGGAAAAAUGGUCUACGAGAACAUCUUGGAAGCCACACAAGAUUUUGAUGACAAAUAUCUUAUUGGAGUUGGAGGGCAAGGAAGUGUUUACAAAGCAGAGUUACACACAGGUCAAGUAGUUGCUGUGAAAAAGCUCCAUCCAGUUUCAAAUGAGGAAAAUCUCAGUCCAAAAUCUUUCACAAAUGAGAUCCAAGCUUUGACUGAAAUUCGACAUCGUAAUAUUGUGAAUCUGUAUGGAUUUUGCUCACAUUCACAGUUGUCAUUUUUGGUUUAUGAGUUUGUAGAGAAAGGUAGUUUGGAAAAGAUUUUGAAAGAUGAUGAAGAAGCAAUUGCAUUUAAUUGGAAAAAGCGGGUGAAUGUCAUUAAAGAUGUAGCUAAUGCUUUAUGCUAUAUGCACCAUGAUUGCUCGCCUCCAAUUGUUCAUCGAGAUAUAUCAAGCAAGAAUAUUCUUCUGGAUUCCGAAUGUGUGGCUCAUGUCUCUGACUUUGGAACAGCUAAGCUUCUUGAUCCUAAUUUAACUUCCUCGACUUCAUUUGCAUGCACAUUUGGAUAUGCUGCUCCAGAACUUGCAUACACAACGAAAGUAACCGAGAAGUGUGAUGUGUAUAGUUUUGGAGUAUUAGCAUUGGAAAUACUGUUUGGAAAACAUCCUGGAGAUGUUGUACCUUUAUGGACUAUUGUUACCUCUACACUUGAUACUAUGCCACUGAUGGAUAAGUUGGAUCAACGUCUCCCUCGUCCUUUGAAUCCCAUUGUUAAGAACUUAGUAUCGAUUGCAAUGAUAGCUUUUACAUGUUUGACAGAAAGUUCACAAUCUCGCCCUACCAUGGAGCACGUUGCCAAGGAGCUUGCAAUGUCAAAGUGGUCUCGCUCAAACAGCUAAAAGAUUAUACUUAUCCGACAUGCUCGAGUUUUGUUAUUCCUUGUUUCUUAAUUUUGUAAAACUUGUUGAACUUGUUUGUAUUAUAAAUUAUUUGUAAAUUUGUUGUUUCUCUUGAGACAUUGAGAUUUCAGAUGUACAUAACAAUAUUGUGACUAUAUUUUCCAA
Medicago truncatula (barrel medic) is the source of this 3559-nucleotide messenger RNA. RefSeq names its product MDIS1-interacting receptor like kinase 2. Bases 143 to 3394 code for a protein of 1083 amino acids. Gene Ontology annotation, molecular function: protein binding; protein kinase activity; ATP binding. Gene Ontology annotation, biological process: protein phosphorylation. The record is from RefSeq and is a predicted model, not a curated record. The transcript has 2 exons. Lineage: Eukaryota; Viridiplantae; Streptophyta; Magnoliopsida; Fabales; Fabaceae.